This is a messenger RNA of Siniperca chuatsi (mandarin fish), 4364 nucleotides long. It is a transcript of the gene ube4a, whose product is annotated as ubiquitination factor E4A (UFD2 homolog, yeast). Gene Ontology annotation, molecular function: ubiquitin-ubiquitin ligase activity. Gene Ontology annotation, cellular component: ubiquitin ligase complex; nucleus; cytoplasm. The transcript has 19 exons. Lineage: Eukaryota; Metazoa; Chordata; Actinopteri; Centrarchiformes; Sinipercidae. Gene Ontology annotation, biological process: protein polyubiquitination. The coding region runs from base 187 to 3714 and encodes 1175 amino acids. The record is from RefSeq and is a predicted model, not a curated record.
AAAAAAAAAAAGUUGCUCAGCAAAGCAGAUCCUCCGUCUCAUUUUGAUGACGUUUACAACUUCAGUUUACUGAGCAACUGCUAACGUUACUGGUUUCGUAGAAGCAAAUUUUUAAAUCGAAAACACACACUUCUUCUCGUCAAACAGCUGGGAUCUUGGAUGGAGUGAGUGUUGAGCCCCAGUGAGAUGACUGACCAGGGCAACAACAACCAGAACAUCUCCUGCAACCCCUUUGCUGCCCUCUUCAGCUCACUGGCUGAUGCCAAGCAGUUUGCAUCAGGCCAGAAACCAGAACAACUGUCGGCAGAACCACCAUUGGAGGACUCAGGAGAGAGCCAGUCAGAGUCAGAAAACUCUGUGUCAGACAGCAUUGAUGACAAUGACGACUCUGUGGCAGAGAUCAGCCGCUCUUUCCGGUCCCGGCAGGAGCUGUGUGAACAGCUCAAUGUCAAUCACAUGAUCCAGCGAAUAUUUCUCAUCACUCUGGACAACAGUGACCCCAGUCUGAGAGGAGGUAAUGGGAUCCCUCCUCGUUGUGUUUACCUGGAGGAGAUGGCUGCAGAUCUGGAUGGACAGGAUUGGCUGGACAUGGACAACAUAGAACAGGCUCUGUUUAACCGUCUGCUGCUGCUAGAGCCAGGAAACCACCUCAUCUACAUGACGUCAUGCAGCGCUGUCAACUUGUCUGCUGACCGUGAUGCUGGAGAGAAGUGUGCCAUCCCUUACCUUUUUGCUUGUUACCAAAGGGCCAAAGAAGAGGUGACGAAGGUACCAGAGAAGUUACUGUCGUUUGCUGUUCGCUGUAAGAACCUGACAGUUUCUAACACACAAACCGUUCUGCUCACCCCGGAGAUCUACAUCAGCCAGAAUGUCUACGAACAGCUUCUGGACCUGCUGCUGGAAGCUUUCAGUGGAGCACAACCAGAGGAGGUGAUUGAGUUUGUGGAAGAGGUCAUUGCUGGCCUACUCGCCGACCAGGAGGUGCGCACCUUCGCGGAGGUGAUAGUACCAGUGUUUGAUAUCUUCCAGGGACGCAUCAAAGACUUGGACCUGUGCCAGCCUCUCCUCUACUCCUGCCUAGAUGUUCUGCUCUAUUUCAGCCACAAUAAAGAUAUUGCCAAGGUAUUGGUGGAGCACAUUCAGCCCAAAGACCCAGCUAAUGGUUUACAGUACCAGAAGAGCCUACUGGGGGCAGUGUUGAGUAUCUCCUGCUUGUUAAAAACCCCAGGUGUGGUGGAGGGACAUGGCUACUUCCUGAACCCCUCCCGCUCCAGCGCCCAGGAGACAAAGGUCCAGGAGGCCAACAUCCACCAGUUUAUGGGCCAGUUUCAUGACAAGCUGCAUCACAUCUUGAAAAACCUGCUCCAGCGAUCUGGUGAGACGCGCCACUUGCUGCUCUCGUGGUUGGGCAGCUGUCUGCAGGCUAACGCUGGCCGGGCCAAGAUAUGGGCUAAUCAGAUGCCAGAGAUCUUCUUCCAGAUGUAUGCUUCAGAUGCAUUCUUCUUAAACUUGGGUGCAGCACUGCUGAAGCUGUGCCAGCCCUUCUGCAGGCCGCGUUCACCCAAACUGCUCACCUUCAAUCCUACCUACUGCGCCCUCAAAGAGCUGAGCGAAGAAGAGAGGCGCAAUCGCAAUGUGCACGGAAGAGGUCUUGACAAGGAAACCUGUCUGAUCCCUGUGCCCCCUCAGCAGCCGGUGGAGUCUGCGCAGUCCUACAGCCUGCUGACUGAAAACCUCAUACUCACACAACUCACCCUGCAUCUUGGCUUCCACAGACUCCAUGAGCAGAUGGUGAAGAUGAAUCAGUCUCUCCACCGGCUCCAGGUGACAUGGCAGGAGGCCCAGCGAACAGGCAACCCAAUGUCAGAGCAGCUCCUGGAGCAGUUUGAGCGUCUGAUGAUUGUUUAUCUGUCAACCAAAGCUGCCACUACGCAGCCUGCCAUGCUGCAAUGCUGCCUUAACCUCCAAGCUUCCACUGGUGCUCUACUGGUUCAGCUUGGUGUGGAAAACCAGGGGCCUGAACAUGUAGCACUCAGUUUUCCCCUGCCCUCCCUACAGAAUACUAUGCUCUGCUAUGUACCAGAGUUUUUUGCAGAAAACUUGGGAGAUUUUUUCAUCUUCCUGCGUCGAUUUGCAGAUGAUGUUUUGGAGACUUCUGCAGAAAGUCUGGAGCAGAUUCUUAACUUCAUCACUGUCUUCAUGGGUAACGUAGAGAGGCUGAAGAACCCUCAUUUAAGAGCAAAGCUAGCAGAGGUCUUAGAGGCGGUGAUGCCCCACAUGGAGCCGGUGGCUCCUGGUGCUGUUCAGCCAAUCGUGUUCCAGCGAGAGAGAGUCUUCUGCUCCUACAGACAUGCACCUCAGCUGGCCGAGGCCCUCAUCACUGUGUUUGUAGACAUUGAAUUCACAGGUGAAGCAGUUGAAGCAGCUUUGAACUCGUUGUUCAACUUGUUGAACACUUGUUUUUUAACAGUACUGCUGACUUUGAAUAAAGCCAUAUUUACAUCCAUAGAUUGCUUGGACAGGUGUUGUCACAAGUAUUAUCACUUACAAAUAAUCUCAUUAAAACGUCAUGUAACACACAAUAAGAAAAAAAAAGAAAAACAGACUCUUGGGAUCAUUAUGGGUUUUUUUCUAGUCAGGGGGAUGGUGUGUAAACACCAUCCCCCUGAGGAAUUCUUUUGGUGUUCCUCUUUUUUUCUAGGUGACCCUCAUCAGUUUGAACAGAAAUUCAACUACAGAAGACCCAUGUAUCCCAUCCUCAAGUACAUGUGGGGCAAAGAGAACUAUAGAGAGAGUAUUAAGCAUUUGGCGCACUAUGCAUCUGAGAAGCUGGAGGCCAUGAACCCCCCUCUGUUCCUCAGGUUCCUCAACUUACUGAUGAACGAUGCCAUCUUCCUACUGGAUGAGGCCAUUCAGUACCUGAGUAAAAUCAAGGUUCUGCAGCUGGAGCGGGAUCGAGGCGAGUGGGAAGGCUUGGCCCCCGAUGCCCGAAGAGAGAAGGAGUCAAGCCUGCAGAUGUUUGGACAGCUGGGACGCUUCCACAACAUCAUGUCUAAUGAGACCAUCGGCACACUGGCCUUCCUCACCUCAGAGAUCAAGGGGAUCUUUGUGCACCCCUUCCUGGCUGAGAGGAUCAUCUCCAUGCUGAACUACUUCCUGCAGCACCUAGUGGGUCCUAAGAUGGGUGCCCUUAAAGUCAAGGACUUCAGUGAGUUUGACUUCAAGCCCCAGCAGCUUGUUUCUGACAUCUGCACCAUCUACCUGAAUUUGGGUGAUGAGGAGAAUUUCUGUGUUACAGUCCCAAAGGAUGGACGAUCGUACUCUCCUACCCUCUUCUCCCAAACAGUUAGGGUACUGAAGAAAAUAAACAAGCCUGGGGACAUGAUUGUGGCUUUUGGACUCCUUGCUGACAAAAUAAAGUCCCAUGCAGACAGACAACAGCAGGAAGAGGAGACAUAUUCAGAUGCCCCAGAUGAGUUCUUGGAUCCCAUCAUGUCCACUCUGAUGCUGGAUCCUGUCCUUCUCCCUUCCUCCAAUGUCACAGUUGACCGCUCAACUAUAGCAAGGCAUCUCCUCAGUGACCAGACAGACCCUUUCAACCGCAGUCCUCUAACCAUGGACCAGAUCAGGCCAAAUGAGGAACUCAAACAGCAGAUCUUACAGUGGCUGGAUAAGCAUAAGCAGGAGAGUCUGCAGCUGGGACCCAGUGGCUAGCCGUGAUCCCUCGCUGUGAUAUACAUCCUUGUUUUCUCUCCUGGCUCACAUCUCGCGUGCUCCUCUGCUUCUGGCUAAUCCAUGGUGUGCUUGCCUCUGUGGAUUUCCUCUGACUCCUCUGGUCCGACUAACAUUGCAUAAGCCUUUUCACGCAGCCUUCAUGCUCAGUGGAUUCUCUCUGUGACAAGAGUGUAGGCAAACUGUAGCCCAUCGGCUGGUGACAACUUCAAAAUCCAUGCACAGUAGUUGUUCGACUCCCACGAUGCCCUAUGGUAACAAUAGUAGGGUGAUUCAACCUCUGGUUCCUCUCUCCCUAAAUACUGUGUAUUAAUUAGUUAUUAUUGCAAUCAGAACUGUGGCCAGAUGUAUCAGUUUCAACAGGACUUGUUGAAUGUACUGUAUGAACUCCUGACUGACCAGCUGGCUCUAACCAGAUUUUAUACUGCAAGGUAAGUAUUUUUGGGAACUCUUAAGGCAGAACAUGGGUGGAAUCGUUUAUGAUUUGACUUUGAUUUCUCCUUCAUGAAGAAUACAUUAUGCUCUGCCUUUUAAAGAUCUUGAACACCCUGUAUUUUAGCACUUUUGGUUAAAUCUCAAGCAGCAUUGUAAAUAAAAUGAGCAAUUAAAAGUUGGGCAUAGGUUAAACUGAA